AUGGUUGCUGUGGUCCUGAGAGCUGUCCGGGAGUUGCUGAAGCGUGCGGACUUCACGACGGCCCCGCGGAGGCACCGACAUAAGAAGAAAUGGGCUACCACGGAACCCAAGUUUCUUGCAACACAAUUGGCCUUGCAGAAUUUUGACAUGACCUAUAGAAUACAGUUUGGGAAUCUUUGGCCAUCAAUUCGUAUCAGUCUCCUUUCAGAGCAGAAGUAUGGUGCACUUGUCAAUAACUUUGCUGCUUGGGAUCAUGUUAUUACUGAGCUGGCACAGCUGAAUGCUAAAGACUUUGUGAAUGAAGCCUUCUCCCACUGGAAAUUGGAGUCAAGCAAUGGACAACUUGGAACACAAGCCCUAGCGCCAGCCUCCUGGGCCUAUAGUCCAAACCUUCGAUGCUUUACUUUCACCAAAGGAGAUGUCACCCGCUUUCCUCGUGCCAGGCUUGGUAGCUUGGGUGUCCUGGACUACUACCUGAUGGAUGCUGCCUCCUUGCUGCCAGUCCUGGCCCUUGGCCUUCAGCCUGGGGACACUGUACUUGACCUGUGUGCAGCCCCUGGAGGAAAGACAUUAGCAUUGCUUCAGACUGGCUGUUGUGGCAAUCUCGCUGCCAACGAUAUCUCCACUUCUCGAAUAGGCAGACUACAGAAGGUCCUUCGCAGCUAUGUUCCUCAAGAUAUCAGGGAUAGACAUCGAGUUCGAGUUACCUCAUGGGAUGGCAGGAAGUGGGGAGAGCUGGAGGGGGACACCUAUGACCGGGUGCUGGUGGAUGUGCCCUGUACUACAGACCGCCAUUCCCUUCAUGAAGAGGAGAACAACAUCUUUCAGCGGUCAAGGAAGAAGGAGCGACAGAUGUUGCCUCUGCUGCAGGUGCAGCUUCUUGCGGCUGGACUCCUUGCCACCAAACCAGGAGGCUAUGUCGUCUAUUCCACCUGUUCACUUUCACAGUUACAGAAUGAAUAUGUGGUGCAAGGAGCCAUUGAACUUCUGGCUAAUCAGUACAGCAUUGAGGUUCAGGUUGAAGACCUGACCCACUUACGAAAUCUCUUCAUGGACACAUUCUUUUUUUCCCCAUCCUGCCAGGUGGGGGAGCUGGUAAUACCAAACCUCAUGGCCAAUUUUGGGCCUAUGUACUUUUGCAAACUGCAUAGGCUAAAAUAA
Messenger RNA from Elephantulus edwardii (Cape elephant shrew), 1161 nucleotides. It is a transcript of the gene NSUN4, whose product is annotated as NOP2/Sun domain family, member 4. The record is from RefSeq and is a predicted model, not a curated record. The transcript has 6 exons. The coding region runs from base 1 to 1161 and encodes 386 amino acids. Gene Ontology annotation, cellular component: mitochondrial large ribosomal subunit. Gene Ontology annotation, molecular function: methyltransferase activity. Gene Ontology annotation, biological process: rRNA methylation. NCBI's taxonomy places the organism in Eukaryota, Metazoa, Chordata, Mammalia, Macroscelidea, Macroscelididae.